Prunus avium (sweet cherry) is the source of this 402-nucleotide messenger RNA. The record is from RefSeq and is a predicted model, not a curated record. NCBI's taxonomy places the organism in Eukaryota, Viridiplantae, Streptophyta, Magnoliopsida, Rosales, Rosaceae.
AUGGAGCUGACGGUGGUAGAUCUGAGCUUGUACUUGGGAUCGAAGGGCGAAGUGAAGGAGUUGUGCGGCGAGGUGAGCCGGAGUCUGAGAGAAACAGGUGCUCUAUUGGUCAAGGACCCCAGAUAUACGGCCGAGGACAACGAUCGCUUCCUCGGUAUGAUGGAGAGGUACUUCGAUAGACCGCCAGAAUUCAAGCGACUCCAGGAGAGGCCCCAAUUGCAUUACCAGGUUGGGGUGACACCAGAGGGUCUGGAAGUGCCAAGAAGCCUUGUUGAUGAAGAAAUGCAGGAGAAAUUGAAAGAAAUGCCCAAAGAGUUCCAGCCAUCCAUUCCCAAGGGGGCAGAUCGCAAAUGGCGAUACAUGUGGAGAGUGGGUCCUCGACCCUCAGAAACCCGCUUUCAG